This is a messenger RNA of Python bivittatus (Burmese python), 555 nucleotides long. It is a transcript of the gene LSM5, whose product is annotated as LSM5 homolog, U6 small nuclear RNA and mRNA degradation associated. The record is from RefSeq and is a predicted model, not a curated record. Gene Ontology annotation, cellular component: U6 snRNP; Lsm1-7-Pat1 complex; U4/U6 x U5 tri-snRNP complex. Gene Ontology annotation, biological process: mRNA splicing, via spliceosome. Lineage: Eukaryota; Metazoa; Chordata; Lepidosauria; Squamata; Pythonidae. Gene Ontology annotation, molecular function: RNA binding.
CAACCCGUCCCAGCUUUUGCCGCUUGGGAAACAGAGUAAAACACCACAAACAUACUGCUUCAAGACAUACUGGCUCCCCAGUGGAGGAAUGAACUGGUGGACAAGUGUAUAGGCUCUCGUAUUCACAUUGUAAUGAAAAGUGAUAAAGAAAUUGUUGGCACACUCCUAGGAUUUGAUGAUUUUGUCAACAUGGUAUUAGAAGAUGUUACUGAAUUUGAAAUCACACCUGAAGGACGAAGAAUCACAAAGCUAGAUCAGAUUUUGCUGAAUGGAAACAAUAUAACUAUGUUGGUUCCUGGAGGAGAAGGACCAGAAGUAUAAAUAAGUUCAUUUGACAUCACUGCAAGAAUUUUUGUUACAUAUUAUGUGGGAAUAUCUUUCUGAAAUUUGUUGAGUUUCUGUUCUUACAUUUCACAUUGAUAUUUAAAUGUAACAUAGUUUCUUUUCAAGGAUAAAGCAUCUUUAAUAAUGGCUUUGUACAUUAAACUCAUGACUUCGUUGUAAGAAAAACAUUUGCUGUUGAAGGCAAGGCAAUAAAUUUUUUUUUUAUGCUGA